AAGGGCAGAAAGACUUAAGAGGUAGAGAAUUCUCCUUCGGUUUAAAAGGGGAAUGCUUCCUACGUUCAACUCGUUGCACUUCCCCGCUUUCGAACCCACCCAAAUCCGCCACACCUCUGACCUCCCACUUCACCGUUAUUCUCACUCAACUGUCGUGCUCCCAAAUAGCUUUGAAAUUCAGGAAAUUCAAGCGCUGAAAUCGCCGUCGACGCCAUCCAAAUCCGGAUUUCGCAACUCAAUUGUUGUUAAAUUUCUGAACGAUUCACCAAAUCAAACAAAUUCAAGUCGAAGUUCACAAAACGGAGCUUAGAGAUAUUUGAGAUUGCGACGGAAGCUCGGCCGAUACUUGCCGCCAAACAAACCCCAAUACCAUUCAUAAGGGGUGGAGUUUCGUGGUUAUGGAAGUGGAGUACAAUCGAGAUGACUCUCCGACCAGAGAGCACCGGGAUGAAGGGACAUAUGAUGAUUUAGAGGAGAACAGGAAUGAUAAGUCAAGCAGGCACCGGAGCAAGGAUAGGAAGAAGAGUAGCCGAGGGGAAGAGAAGGAUGAUAGAAGUAUAGACCGAGAACGAUCAAGGAGUGAUGUUGUAAAGGAAAGAGAGAAAGAAUCUAAAGAGUUGGAAAAGGAUCGAGUAUAUAGCAAGGAAAGGAGUAAGGAUGAUAGAGAUGACCGGUAUAAGGAUAAGAGUAGAGAUAAUAAGGUGAAGGAGAAAGAUUAUGAUCAAGAGAGUCAUAGAGAAAAAGAGCAUGAUAGGGGGAAAGAUAGAAAUAGAAAGGAUAGAGCGAAGGAAAAAGAAUGGGAGAAGGAGAGAGAGGUAGAGAAGGAUAGUGAUCGAGGACGAGAGAAAGAGAGGGGGAAUAGGGAUAAGGACAGGGAAAGGGAAAAGGAAAGGGACAAGGCAAAAGAAAAGGAAAGAGAAAAAGAGAGAGAAAAACUUAAAGAUCGAGAGAAAGGAAGGGACAGCUAUAAAGAUACCGAUAGGGAGAGGGUGAAAGACAAGUAUAGGGAAAAAGAGAGGGAGUUGGAUCAAGAUAAGGAUAAAUCAAGAGACAGAGGAAGCAGGAGAAGCCUUGAAAGAGAUGAUAAAGCGAAGCUAAAUGGUGAUGACAACAGGGAUAAAGACAUUCUUAAGCAGGGGAAGGUUUCCCAUAAUGCCGAGGACGAACGGCAUACUGACAGCUUAUCAAGCAGAACACAUCUAUCAGCAUCGGAGCUUGAGGAACGCAUCUUGAAGACCAAGGAAGAGAGAUUAAAGAAGAAAACAGAAGAUGUUCCUGAGGUUUUAGCAUGGGUUAGUAGGAGUCGUAAGAUCGAGGAGAAAAGGAAUGCAGAAAAGCGGAAAGCUAUACAGCUUUCUAAGAUUUUCGAGGAACAGGACAAUAUUGGUCAAGGAGAAAGUGAAGAUGAGGAGACAGCCCAGGAUCCCACUCAUGAUCUAGCUGGUGUUAAAGUUCUUCAUGGCCUUGACAAAGUAAUGGAAGGCGGGGCAGUUGUUUUAACACUCAAAGAUCAGAAUAUUCUGGCCGAUGGUGACAUUAAUGAAGACAUUGAUAUGCUUGAGAAUGUGGAAAUUGGAGAGCAGAAGCAGCGAGACGAGGCUUACAAGGCAGCAAAGAAGAAAACGGUGGUUUAUGUUGAUAAGUUUAAUGACGACCCUGCUGCAGAGAAGAAAAUGCUUCCGCAAUACGAUGAUACAACCCCAGAUGAGGGGUUAACUCUAGAUGAAAGAGGACGCUUUACUGGCGAAGCAGAAAAGAAACUUGAAGAGCUACGUAAGAGGAUACAGGGUACUCGCACGAAGAACCGCGUUGAAGAUCUCAACAUGUCUGGGAAGAUUACAUCUGAUUUCUAUACUCAAGAUGAAAUGCUUCAGUUUAAAAAACCUAAGAAAAAGAAAUCCUUGCGGAAGAGGGAGAAGCUAGACUUAGAUGCCCUUGAAGCAGAAGCAGUAUCUGCAGGGUUGGGUGUUGAAGACCUUGGUUCUAGGAAUGAUGCAAAGAGGCGUGCCAGUAAAGAGGAGCAAGAAAGAUUGGAAGCUGAAAGGAGAAAUAGUGCAUACCAGUUGGCUUAUGCUAGAGCAGAUGAGGCAUCUAAAUCAUUGCGACUGGAACAAACUCUUUCUGUUAAACGAGAGGAAGAUGAAACUCCUGUCUUCGCAGAUGAUGAUAAUGAUGAUCUGUAUAAAUCCUUAGAGAAAGCAAGGAAAUUGGCUCUUAAAAAGAAAGAGGAGGAAAAAGCUGUAUCUGGUCCACAAGCAGUUGCUCUCCUUGCCACCACCACUGCCAGCAGUCAGACUGCAGAUGAGCAAAUCCCCUCAACUGGAGAGGCACAGGAUAACAAGGUUGUCUUCACCGAGAUGGAAGAGUUUGUCUGGGGCCUCCAGCUUGAUGAAGAAUCCCACAAGCCUGAAAGUGAAGAUGUUUUUAUGCAAGAAGAUGAACCUGAAGUAACUCAUGAAGAAAAAAUGGAUGAACCUGGUGGAUGGACUGAAGUUAACGAUAUGGGUGAAGACAAACAACCUGCGAAUGAGGAUAAGGAGGAGAUAGUUCCUGAUGAAACAAUCCAUGAAGUUGCAGUUGGGAAGGGCUUAUCAGGUGUACUGAAGCUACUUAAAGAUCGAGGAACCCUUAAAGAAGGUAUUGACUGGGGUGGUAGAAACAUGGACAAGAAAAAGAGCAAACUGUUUGGUAUUGUCGAUGAUGAUUAUGAGGAGCAGCUAAAGGAGACCCAUACAUCACGUCAAAAAAAGGAAGAACAAAGGGAUACUCGUUCAUCCUCUUCCAGCCAUCAAAAGGAUACUCGUGCACCUAAAGUCUAUCAGGAAAAGGAUAUUCGCAUUGAGAGAAUCGAUGAAUUUGGCCGAACUUUGACUUCCAAGGAAGCCUUUAGGAUACUUUCUCAUAAGUUCCAUGGGAAGGGACCUGGAAAGAUGAAGCAAGAAAAGCGCAUGAAGCAAUACCAGGAAGAACUAAAGUUGAAGCAGAUGAAGAGUUCAGAUACGCCAUCACUGUCUGCAGAGAGGAUGAGGGACACUCAAGCUCGCUUGCAGACACCAUAUCUUGUCCUCAGUGGCCAUGUUAAACCAGGGCAAACUAGCGAUCCCAGAAGUGGUUUUGCAACAGUUGAGAGGGAUCUCCCGGGAAGCUUGACCCCAAUGCUUGGUGACAGAAAGGUUGAACAUUUCUUAGGAAUAAAGCGCAAAGCUGAGCCUGAAAGUUCAGACACACCAAAGAGGCCUAAAACUUGAAGUUGACGUUGGUUGAAUUUUGGAGUUGACCUUCAACAUUUUCAGUUCCUUAGCCCCUGUACGUACUGUAUCCUAACGGGCAAGUGGCUGCCAUGUGUUGGUAUUGUUCCGCUACUACAGACCGUACAUAAACUUAUUUUUGACAGAGCUGUGGAGAGAAUUUAAAGGGUGUUCUGUUUGGUGUCCAAGGAUUUCAUUUGAUCUGAGGCGUGACUGGACCUUGGAGUCAGACGAGAAUAGAAUCGUGGUUUGGAGUUUCUCUAGUAUGCAUCAAUGUAUGCGAUACAUUGUUCAAUUGAAGAGCUAGAUUUAGAUGAAAUUAUCGUAUAUGACGGUCUAAAGGAUCCCACAGUGCAGGGGUGGUGACUGCAUUGUUCUCAAUAGGUUUAUAAAUAGAAUGUGGCCACACCACUCGUUAAAGUGCGAGGGGAAACUGCAACUCCGGUAGCAAUACCGUCAGGUAUCGGAGAUAAAACCAUUUCUACUUGCUUGCAGGCUAGUAGCUCGUUGGUGACUGUACAUGGUGGAGAUGAAAACUUCUAGACAGAAGAAAAAUUAAGACUCGAAUCAUCCACAAUCCUUGAUCAUGAUUUUAUUGAGUGUUUCCAGAGCAUCUUGCAUGCUAAUCCUCACCUGGUAUUUCUGCAGGACAAGCUAGAGCCAGUCUCAUAACGGAUGAUAUGCAAUUCCUCGUGCUAUCAACUCCACUUGGUUGGGAUAAAGUUUUGUUGUUGUACAUAUGAACGGUUGAGAUCUAAGAUUUAGUUAAAUUUUAACCGUUCACACAUGAAAAAAAGUGCGAGGGAGAAUUGUCAAGCCAACUAAACACCACAUCGUACACGCUUUUUUCACCUCUA
Molecule: messenger RNA, 4105 nt
Organism: Pyrus x bretschneideri (Chinese white pear)
Lineage: Eukaryota; Viridiplantae; Streptophyta; Magnoliopsida; Rosales; Rosaceae
Product: SART-1 family protein DOT2
Exons: 14
Coding region: 399-3248 (949 amino acids)
Biological process (GO): maturation of 5S rRNA; mRNA cis splicing, via spliceosome
Cellular component (GO): U4/U6 x U5 tri-snRNP complex
Source: RefSeq, a predicted model, not a curated record